UUUACUUCCGAUUAGCAUCUUUUUGCGUUAAGUUGUUCCAACCGGGAUAACGGUUAGCGACAGGUGGCAACACAUUUGGAAUAAUAAUUACAGUGUAAAUUCGCAAACAUGGGGAAAAAACACAAGAAACACAAACCGGAAUGGAGGACAGUUGACGACUACGAGGACAAAGCUCAUGAAAAACCCCUGAAGCUGGUGCUCAAAGUUGGAGGAAGCGAGGUGACAGAGCUCUCUGGUUCGGGCCAUGACUCCAGCUACUACGAUGACAGAUCGGACCACGAGCGAGAACGCCAUAAAGAAAAAAAGAAAAAGAAGAAGAAAAAGUCAGAGAAGGACAAAGACAAAUAUGUGGAUGACGAGGAGAGAAGGCGGCGGAAGGAGGAAAAAAGGAAGAAGAGAGAACGAGAACAGAAUGAAUUGGAGGCAGCUGCAGCAGGUUCCAGUAGCGGCAUCCCAGUUGAACCGUUCACACUUACAAAAACUAUAACUAUUGGAUUAGAGCCAGAAGAAAAGAAGAAGAAGAAAGAGAGGUUUGAAAUAGAGCCUGAAGUGGAAGAGUUUCACCCCAGUGUGAAAGUGGAAGUAGAGCAACAAGGUGACAGACCAGUCAGAUCCUGCCGGACACAACAAGAGAAUGAGUCCACUCCUCGUCAACAACUGCUGGAACAUUUUUUGAGGCAGCUGCAGAGGAAAGAUCCCCACGGAUUUUUCUCCCUUCCGGUAACGGAUGCGAUUGCUCCUGGUUACUCAAUGAUCAUCAAACAUCCUAUGGACUUCAGCACCAUGAAAGACAAGAUUAGAAACAACGAAUACAACACAGUAACAGAAUUCAAGGCGGACUUCAAGCUGAUGUGUGACAAUGCCAUGGUAUACAACCGACCAGAGACUGUCUACUACAAGGCUGCCAAGAAACUGCUUCAUACAGGAUUCAAGAUGAUGAGCAAGGAGCGGCUUUUAGCCCUGAAGCGCAGCAUGUCUUUCAUGCAGGACAUGGAUUUCACUCAGCAGGCAGCCAUUUUAGGAGACGAAGACCUGACGGCUGACGUACCUCCUCCAGAGACAAUCCCCAUCCCAGCGGAAUCUGCAAAGAAGUCCAGGAAACAACCAGUCAAAGACAUGAAGGAAGUCAUCAGCUACCUGUAUGAGCCAGAGGGAAACGCUUGCAGCUUGACUGACAGUACAGCAGAGGAGCAUGUUCUGGCCCUGGUUGAACAUUCUGCGGAUGAAGCUCGGGAUCGCAUCAACAGAUACAUGCCAAACUCCAAGAUGGGCCACUUGCGUAAAGAGUCAGACAGUUCUCUUCUGUAUACGGUUGUAAAUCAGCUUGAUCCUGAUGCAGAAGAAGAGGAGACCCAUAAAGUGGACUUGAGUUCUCUGUCAAAUAAGCUCCUGCCAGGAUUAACUACUUUGGGUUUUAAAGAUGACAGGAGGCACAAAGUGACUUUUCUCAGCAGUGCUUACAACAUCCAGAGCCUUCAGAAGAACUCCGUGUUUCCAGACUUGCUAUCUGAUGAGGUUGACAUGCUCUAUUCAGCCUAUGGAGAUGAUACAGGGGUGCAGUGUGCUCUGAGCGUACAGGAGUUUGUCAAGGGCUGUGGAAGUGUCACCAAGCGUUGGGUCGAUGGGCUUCUGGACAAGAUGACCGCAGGCGAUCACACAAAAGCUGUGAAUCAGAUUCGACAGAAAAGAAACAUGACACUGAAGCCUGAUGAAACCAAGUCCAACAUCUGUGACAUACAGAUGACAGAUAGUACUGGCCUGGGAGAGAGCAGUUCAGUGCUGGACUUCAUGUCAAUGAAGAGUUAUCCUGAUAUGUCUCUGGAUAUUUCCAUGCUUAACUCAUUAGGUAAAAGUGUGAAAAAAGAGCCAGGAAACGAGGAGGGCCAGCAGCAUUUUGAUGAUGCUGACAAACUCCUGCAGGAGUUCCAGGAGGCUCAGGUCGACAGAGUGGGCUCCAGACCCUCGUCCAACCUGUCCUCUCUUUCUAAUGCCUCAGAGAGGGACCAGCACCACUUAGGGAGCCCAUCACACCUGGGUGUUGGGGACCAGUCGGAAAUGGUUCACGAUCCCUACGAGUUCCUGCAGUCUCCAGACCAAGAGGGCUCAGCCAACAGCUGACCACACACACCGCCGUUUUGUUAUCCUCGUGUUAACAGCACUGUGUUCUCAGUGUUGGACUGUUCAAAUACUGUGGAGACAACAGGAGCCUCAGACCUGUUUCAAAGACUGAAACGAAGUGUACAGACUGUUGUGUAAUUAUAUUGUUUUGUACGAAUGCAACACUUGAAGAAUAAAGGCUUCUGCCUGUA
This is a messenger RNA of Amphiprion ocellaris (clown anemonefish), 2309 nucleotides long. RefSeq names its product bromodomain containing 9 (gene brd9). The record is from RefSeq and is a predicted model, not a curated record. Lineage: Eukaryota; Metazoa; Chordata; Actinopteri; Pomacentridae. Bases 109 to 2118 code for a protein of 669 amino acids. Gene Ontology annotation, biological process: regulation of transcription by RNA polymerase II. Gene Ontology annotation, cellular component: nucleus. The transcript has 17 exons.